Messenger RNA from Pygocentrus nattereri (red-bellied piranha), 5473 nucleotides. RefSeq names its product crumbs cell polarity complex component 2b (gene crb2b). The coding region runs from base 71 to 4459 and encodes 1462 amino acids. Gene Ontology annotation, molecular function: calcium ion binding. The record is from RefSeq and is a predicted model, not a curated record. NCBI's taxonomy places the organism in Eukaryota, Metazoa, Chordata, Actinopteri, Characiformes, Serrasalmidae. Gene Ontology annotation, cellular component: plasma membrane; protein-containing complex. Gene Ontology annotation, biological process: heterophilic cell-cell adhesion; establishment or maintenance of epithelial cell apical/basal polarity. The transcript is spliced from 13 exons.
UGAAGGAUGCUGAGGAAACACUGUGAGAGUUCUUACGUGUAGGACUGGAAGAGAAGGGCCGUCCGAGGAUAUGGAGUUCUGCAGAGAGCGUUUAAGACCCCGCAGGACCAUCGCGCUGCUGGCCGUGAUGAUGAUGUUCAGAUGGGGAAUAUUCUGCACAGCAACGGCGGACAGAUGUCUGUCCUCACCGUGUCAAAACGGAGGCACAUGUAAAGACACAGGAACAGACUAUGUGUGCAACUGCCCGGAUGAUCCAUUUAUUUAUGUGGGUAAAGACUGUGAGCUAUAUGAUGUCUGUGUCCUUGUCAGCUGCCCAAACUGCAUCAGUAUCCCGGGUACAGCAAACUACACCUGCUCUUGCACUGAGGGCUUUGGAGGCCCUGACUGUACGCAGAACAUUAGCGAGUGUGAGAGUAACCCCUGCACGGGCAUUAAGAGCCACUGUGUGGAUGGAGUAAAUGGAUAUUCCUGUUACUGCCCCAGUGGCUACAGCGGCGAUGACUGCCAGACGCGUGUGAGGGACUGUUCAGACGACCCGUGCUUUAACAACGCCACCUGCACGUGGGUGCCGAGCGGCUAUGAAUGCCACUGUGCCCGGGGCUUCCAGGGGAGCCACUGCGAACAGGAUAUUGAUGAGUGCCUGUCCCAGCCUUGUCAGAAUGGUGCCAUCUGCCUAGAUGGCAUUGACAUCUACCAGUGCUUCUGCGUGCCUGGGUUUCAAGGUUACCACUGUGAGAUAGACAUUAAUGAGUGUGCAUCACAACCCUGCGAGAACAACGGGACGUGUAUAAAUGAAAAGGACCGCUACACCUGCGAGUGUCUGGUAGGGUUCACAGGAGUGAACUGUGAGGUGGAGAUAGAUGAAUGUGAGGUGGCUCCGUGUCAUAAUGGUGCCACCUGUCAUGACUACGUGGGGCUGUACAAUUGUGAGUGUUUGCCUGGGUUUGAGGGCAUCAACUGUGAGGUGGACAUUGACGAAUGUGUGACUGUGCCCUGCCUCAACAACGGUACAUGUAUCGAUAAGGUGAACAGCUAUGAGUGUGAGUGCAGCAGAACUGGGUUUACUGGGGAUUUCUGUGAGGAGGACAUUCCUGAAUGUGCAUCUAACCCUUGCCAGCAUGGUGCUACCUGUCAGGAAGGAGUUAACCAGUACACCUGUCUCUGUUGGCCAGGAUAUGAGGGAGAGAACUGUGAGGUGGACGUGGACGAGUGUGCAGUUCAGCCUUGUGAGAACGGCGGAGAAUGUUUCCAGCGUUCAGACCAGAGUCACUAUGGUGUCCUGCCCCAGCUGGAUGUGGACUUCAGCUACAAACACGCUGCAGGCUUCUUGUGCCACUGCAAGUCUGGCUUUACAGGAGAAAACUGCUCAGUGAACAUAGACGAGUGCGAAUCCAUGCCGUGUGAAAAUGGUGGAAGCUGUGAGGACCUGAUCAAUGCGUAUCAGUGCAUUUGCCCAUCAGGGUUUACAGGUGUACUAUGUGAGAUGAACAUUGACGAAUGCGAAAAUGAGCCAUGUCAUAAUGGUGCCACAUGUGAGGACGGCAUUGAUGAGUACAAUUGUCAUUGCCCGGCCCCUGUACCUGAUCAGCUGCCUUGGGGUGGCCAUGACUGUGACAUUGCUCUGACUGGCUGUGUGGAUCAUCUCUGCCAAAAUGGAGCCACCUGUUUGCCUUCACUUCAUGGAGACCAACAUAAGUUCAGCUGCAUGUGCCCUCCUGGUUUCUAUGGUGAACACUGCAACAUCUCCACCACAUUCUCCUUCUUCAGAGAAGGCUACGUGCUUGUGGAGGUUCCUAAUAACAGGACACGCAGGGAAGUACGACCUCAAGUGCCUAGUGUUAAGUUGAGGUUCAGGACAACUUUACCAGAUGUAGUCCUGUUCUUCAGGGGAAACGCAGAACAUUUCUUCUCACUGGAGAUGAAUGACGGAAAUCUUUUUGCCAUGGCUGAAUUUAAGGACUUAAAAUUGAUGGUUCAGGUCCCUGGAUAUUUUAACAAUGGCCUCUGGCAGAGCGUCUCUGUUUUUGUGGACGAGAAGCUGGUUCUAAUUUUAGAGGAUAAAGAGGAAAUGGUUGAGGAUGGAGGUCACAAUCAGCUCCUCUUUUUCCCCCCACAUGGUCUGGAGAAAGUGUAUAUUGGUGGGUUUCCACAAGAAUAUCUGGACAAAACAAAGGCUAGAAAGGGAUUCAUUGGUUGCUUGGAGGACCUGCUAAUUGAUGCCCAGCCAAUUUUGCCUCAGGACAUCACCCCAGAGCAGGCCAUGGACAUCCAGCUGGGCUGUGAAAAGACUGAAUGGUGCCGUCCAGAUUCUUGCUCCCAGCAAGGCCACUGUGUAGACCUUUGGACAGAGUACAGGUGUGACUGUUACAGGCCCUUUUACGGAAAUAUCUGUGCCGAUGAGUACUCUUCAUGGACAUUCAACCAUGAACGUAACAGAAGCUUUGCUGCAUUUCCAGUUACUAAGAGCCAUGGCAGUAACAUCAUUAUAUCGCUUUUCUUGCGGUCCCUGAAAUAUGAUGGCCUAGUUUUGCAACUAAAACGAGGGAAUCAGGCCUACUUCACUGUGUUCCUGAGGAGAGGCACAGUACAUGUUGCUGUAUAUUCCUCUAUUAGAGGGAGUUCCACGUUCAUCACAGAUGGGAAGAAGGUCAUGGUUACUGUCGCCAUACAGGAAAGGUAUUUGUACUUCAACACCACAGAACUACUCUUUGGUCCUGGUAAUUUCACUGGAUUUGAAGUAGAGGCAGGAGAUGUGGCAUAUCUUGGAGGACUUCCUGAAGUAGACGAUACUACUCCGUGGGGUGGCCACUUCAAAGGGUGCCUACAGGAUGUGCGGUUGGAUGACACACAGCUCUACAUGUACGUGAACAAAAUCACCCAAAAACCGGAACAUUCCAGCUACUUACAAAGUAUUUCACAUAAUUUACUGGAGAACUGCAUCAGUGACCAUGCAUGUAGGAUGAACCCUUGCAUGAAUGGAGGAGAAUGUCUGAUCGAAUGGAAUGACUUUAUGUGUUCCUGUCCCCUGAACUACACUGGCAAGACAUGCGAUACUCGAGUGUGGUGUGUUAGUGACCCAUGUGUCAUGGGGAGCCAGUGUGUGGACCUGCCUGAUGGAUAUGAAUGCUUGGCCAAUGCCACAUUUGAGAACAAUGCUUUGAAGUAUGCAGCUAAUGGAUCUUUGUCCAUCUCUGUGACGAUGGUUUCUGUGGACCUGCGGACUCGUGAGGAGAGCGGGACCCUUCUACGUGCCUCCAAUGGCCUGGAGUUCUUCUGCAUGGGACUCCUGAACUCCUCCUUGUUAGUCAAGAUCCGCAGCAGCAAUACCCUGGAUGUGCAGGCCUUCACUAGUGAUGUUGAGGUUUCUGAUGGAGCGUGGCACCGGGUGGAAAUCAGAAAGAGUGCGCGCCACUUGUCAUCACGCUGGCAUCUCAUUGUGGAUGGUCGCGCAGCUGGCUUUAGCAGAGUGGUUGCUGGCAAUCUUGACUUCUUCAACUACUCCACUGUGUGGUUGGCAGAGAACUUCACUGGAUGUCUUGGUGAGGUGAGGGUUGGGGGAGUGUAUCUGCCACUGGUGGAAGGCCUUCAGGUGGAAGGGUCUCAGGGUCCGCAAUUUACCCGCUAUGGUGGCAUGGCAGAGCCCACACUGGGCUGCAGUGGCACCCCCUUGUGUCUUUCACAGCCAUGUUUGAACAAUGGUGUGUGUGUGGACCUCUUCAACCAUUACAGCUGUGACUGUGCUCCGGGCUGGGGAGGUGAACACUGCCAAGAUGACAUCGACGAAUGCGUCUCGGGGCCUUGUACCCACGGGACCUGCAGGGACCUGCUGGGGCAAUUCCAUUGUGAAUGUGCCAAGGGCUAUCAAGGCCCACAUUGUGAUGAGGACGUGAAUGAAUGCCAGGAGCAACCAUGUGAGCAUGGAGGCUCUUGCAUGAACACAGUGGGUGGAUUCAACUGCACCUGUCCGCCAGACUACAGGGGUCCACGCUGUCAGUGGAGUUAUCCUCCUCUGCAGUGUGAAGUGGAUGUGCAGUGUACUAAUGGAGGGGUCUGUAUGGAUGGACUCUGGGGGGCCAACUGCACCUGCAAACCUGGGUACAUUGGAGAAAAAUGUGAGGUGGAUAUUGAUGAGUGUGAGUCCAACCCCUGUCUCAAUGGAGCCACCUGCAUGGACAGACAGAAUCAUUACCUGUGUGACUGCUUGCCAGGCUUUAGUGGAGAAAACUGCGAGGCUACUAGGCAGCCUCAUAGGGAGCGCAUUCCCUGGUUGGUGGUGGCGAUCCCACUGAUGUGUCUAGGUGCACUUCUGGCAGUUGUGGGGCUGGUUUGCAUGGUGCUCACAGCCCGAAAAAAGCGGCAAUCUGAGGGCACGUACAGCCCCAGCCAGCAGGAGGUGGCGGGAGCUCGUCUGGAGAUGGGCAAUGUGCUCAAAGUGCCUCCUGAGGAGAGACUGAUUUGAUGUAAGACCUUUAACAUCUGACUUUUGAAGGACUCAAAAAAGUAUUGAAUGUAGAUACCCUGUGUGUUUCCUUGACACCAAACAGUAUUCUGGACUGUUAGCGCAAGUAAUUCGAUUUGUGACAAAGCCACCAGAUAUGGUUGGCGAGGUGUGAUGGAACAAGCAAUCUGGGUCCUGAAUAGAAUAAGAUGUAUGUUUAAGUGACAGAAAUCAUAGGAUGUAAUUGACUGAAAUCAUAAGACUUCACAAGAAAGUCUUCAACUAGCAUGGUUGAACAAACAAUGGUUUACGUUUCCUAUAACAAAGAACUAUGGAAUACCCACUGAAGCUGGAUGUACAUAUGCUAUGUAAAAUACUCAUUUUUACUUCCCUUCCUCUUCUAGGCUUGCUUGUCAUGUAUGCUCGUUGUGUUUUAUAGUAUUCUGUGGGUUUAAAAUGUAGUUUAGGAUAUUUAACUAAAUCAGCUCAUAAUGUCUUAAUGAGUUAGUUGGCAAAACUUACAAACACACUGUUGUUCUUUACCUAUUUUCCAGUGCCAUUCAUUUAAAGAACCAGGUCAUUUAUUUGGCCUUAUUAUGGUUUAAUCCAUGGUCCUGUAGUUUAAUCUGUGAAUAGUAGUUUACACUGUGUGCACACAGUACUGUGCAAAAAUCAGAGACUAUCCUUUAAUGUCCAGUCAAAAGGCCAUUAAAGAUACACUAUUCAUUUUUCAAGAGAUAUUUUUGAGGAUGCUAGAUAUAAGAUAAUGUACUUGUAUAAGGAAGGGCGAAGGAAAAGAAGGGAAAAAAACAGGAGUUUCCCCAAGCUGGAGUUAUAUUGUUAAAAGAUAGAGAGAAAAUGGAACUCCUAACAACCAUGGAACCUGGCAUACUGUUGCCCUCAGAUAAACGGUACAGCUUUCAUCUUUGAAAGACAGGAGAAAAUCAUGCUCCAUUCUUACUUAAAAUCUGAAAAAAUCUCCAGGUGUUUCUGUCCGUCCUUCUGCUGUGAGAAAAAGAUGUCUGAAAAAAGUCU